AUGAACUUUCCAACCUUUUCUGUUUUUGUGAGUGAUUUUGUUUUGCAAAAGCUUUUGAAAGAUAUUUUAGAAAACUGGAAUAAAAAUUCAUCUUCUACUGAAUUAUUUGAUAAAAGUAGUUUACUAUUAAUCAAUAAGCCAAAUAGAAAAUUUCGGUUUGCACUACCUAUUAGUGAAAUUGUAGAUAAUAAUAAUAAUAAUACUCAACAAUCUUUUAAUAUAAUUGAAGUUGAUGAUAAUAAUAAUACUCAACAAUCUUCUGGUGAGACUAUAAUCAAAGAUAAUAAUGAUACUCAUCAAUUUUCAAGUGAGAUGAUAAUUGAAGAUAAUAAUGAUACUCAGCAAUCUUCAG
Molecule: messenger RNA, 352 nt
Organism: Dentiscutata erythropus
Lineage: Eukaryota; Fungi; Glomeromycota; Glomeromycetes; Diversisporales; Gigasporaceae
Source: the annotation of a GenBank genome assembly